Rubroshorea leprosula is the source of this 4217-nucleotide messenger RNA. The record is from the annotation of a GenBank genome assembly. Lineage: Eukaryota; Viridiplantae; Streptophyta; Magnoliopsida; Malvales; Dipterocarpaceae.
UUGUCUUCUGACGACGACUCUCUUUCUCCAGCACGAGUCUCUUUUCCCAUCGCCCCCAAAUUCAUCUUCCCCAUCUCUGGAUAAUCUCAUUAGAUAUCAUAAUUUUGUCGAUUUCUUCUCUUCUUGAUACUGCAUCUGUUGAUCCCAAUUCAAUUUUUUUUUGUAUUUCUUCUCUACGGUUCUGGUGGGGUUUUUUUUUUUUUUUUUUUUUACUUUCUUUUGAAGGCCAGUCUCUGGAUUAAGAAUUCGAUACAUUUUGAUAUUGAUCGUAGAUCGUCUAUGGAUCUUAUCUGGAAGUCUUGUCAAUCUUUCUGGCCGUGAAUGAGAGAUAAUGGGAUUGGAGUCAGCUGGUGGAUUAUCUGAUCAAUUAAGAAAGCGUCAAUCUUUGAGUAGCAAUCCAAUCGGAGAUUAGUUGUGGGGUUUUGUUGUUUUGUUUUGUUGGUGCUUUGAUGUUUGUGUUUUUGUGUGGUUGAUUGAAACGCAUGGAGCAAUUGGGCAUGGUCAAUUCGUGGGUGGAAGCUUGAUUCUUGCUUUGUUUCAUGGAUGAGGUCAGCCCUAGCAAUGCAGGUGAGCCUCAAGCGGGCACAGAGGAGUCAUCUGCAGCGCGGUGGAGGCCAAGGCAGCUGGUUUUUGGACCAUAUUUGCCUCGAAAUGAGGCUGACAGCAAGCCGUUCGUCUCUGUCAGGAGACCUUUGGUGGCAAGACUGACAAGGGACAUAGUUGAAACUUACCAGAAAUGCAAUCCACAGUUUAAAUAUUCAGAAGAGCUAAAUCCCAAGCGGUUUUUAACCAGCCCAUCUGUUGGAGUCCUCAAUGAUGGCUAUGAUAAUGUAAACUCAGAUCUUAUUUUGAGUGUGAACUUGGUCUUGAUCAAUUUAGAUACACAGCGAAGGUAUAUUGUCAAGGAUCUUCUUGGUCAUGGUACUUUUGGCCAGGUUGCUAAAUGCUGGAUUCCAGAAACAAACAGUUUUGCUGCUGUGAAGAUAAUAAAAAAUCAACCUGCUUAUUAUCAGCAGGCGCUGGUUGAAGUAGCCAUUUUGACAACGUUAAACAAAAAGUAUGAUCCAGAAGACAAGCAUCACAUUGUUCGUAUUUAUGAUUACUUUGUAUAUCAGCGCCAUUUGUGUAUUUGCUUUGAACUUCUCGACACAAAUCUGUAUGAGCUUAUUAAGAUAAAUCAUUUUAGGGGUUUGUCAUUGAGCAUUGUUCAACUGUUCUCUAAACAGAUUUUACGUGGACUGGCUUUGUUAAAAGAUGCCGCGAUAAUUCAUUGUGAUCUGAAGCCUGAAAACAUUCUUCUGUGCACAAGUGUGAAGCCAGCAGAAGUUAAAAUAAUUGACUUUGGGUCAGCAUGCAUGGAAGAUCGCACUGUUUAUUCCUACAUUCAGAGCCGUUACUAUCGGUCUCCUGAGGUUCUUCUUGGAUAUCAAUAUACAACAGCUAUUGAUAUGUGGUCCUUUGGUUGCAUAGUGGCUGAACUUUUUCUAGGGCUACCAUUAUUUCCAGGUGUUUCAGAGUUUGAUCUUCUUAGGCGUAUGGUUGAAAUACUAGGAGCACAACCCCCUGACUACAUACUAAAGGAGGCAAAAAACACCAGCAAGUUUUUUAAGUGCGUUGGGAGUGUCCAAAAUAUAGAGAAUGGUGACUUUUCUGUCGGUGGCAGAAAUUCUUACCAAGCAUUGACAGAAGAAGAAUAUGAAGCUAGAGAGUUGAAAAAACCAUUGAUCGGGAAAGAGUAUUUCAAUCAUAAGAACCUUGAAGCAAUUGUUACAAACUAUCCUUACCGGAAAAACCUGCCUAAAGAAGAUAUUGUUAAAGAAAGCCAAGUACGACUAGCUUUGGUUGAUUUCUUGAGGGGACUUGUUGAGUUUGAUCCUGCAAAACGGUGGUCACCUUUUCAGGCUUCGAAACAUCCUUUUGUAACUGGACAACCAUUCACGUGCCCUUACAAGCCUCCUCCAGAGACCCCUCGGGUGCCUGUUGCUCAGAAUCUUAAGGUGGACCAUCAUCCAGGUGGAGGGCAUUGGUUUGCUGCUGGUCUCUCGCCUAAUAUUUCAAACAGGAAUAGAGUUGCCAUUCAUAACAGCCCACACUUUCAAAUGAUGCCUUAUGCUCAUGCAAAUAGUUAUGGCAGUGUAGGAAGCCAUGGGAGCUAUAAUGAUGGCACUGGGCUUGGAAGCAGCUAUGGGAGUUAUGGGGAUAAUAAUAAUAUGUUUGCAUACUAUUCACCUGUUGGUCCAUCUGCAAUUAACAUUCAUGCGCAGGGUGGUGCACCAAUGCUUGGAAGUAGUCCUGAUGCUAGACUUAGGAUUAUGCAGUACUCACAUGGAAAUGGGCUGGGUAUGAGUCCUUCGGCAGGAAAUUUUGCACCACUUCCCCUGGGCACCAGCCCCUCUCAGUUUACUCCACCAAGCUCCUACAAUCAACUUUCAAUUGGUUCUCCUGGACAUUAUGGUCCAACUUCUCCUGCAAGAGGCAGUUGUCAGGGAUCGCCUUUAGGAAAGAUGGCUGCAUCUGGCCAGUUUAAUAGAAGAAAAAGUUGGGGAUACUCUGGAAGUUCCCAAUCUCAAGAACUCCCACCGUCUACACAUUGGCAUGGACAUGUUAGUGAUGGUGCCACCUCCAGUCAAGCUGAAGGAACUUCUCAAGUGGUUGGUGGUUCCCCCUCAGAUCUGCAGUUAAAUUCCAGCACAGCCAGCAUCAAACAGCAGCGAGGAGGUGUUGGCAUGGCUGCAGGCUUCUCUGUUAUUCCAAAUGUACCUUGCUCCUUAACCCAUGCUUCCAACAUGCAACUGCAGCAUGGUACAGGACUAGCUCAUGAAAAGUCUGAGGCUAGCCUGUCAUUGCCUGAUCCAGGAGAUUGGGAUCCCAAUUACAGUGAUGAUCUUCUUCUGCAAGAGGGUGGAUCGGAUGAGAGCUCUAUAACAGCUGAGUUCGGCAGGGUAAUGCAUCUUGGUGUAGCUGACUCAUCAGUUGGUACUUGGAGAUUCAGCUGUGCCUCAAGCACAAGCUCAAGUUUGCCAAUUCAAAGGCCAAAUGGACCUCUAGCAUUUUCACAUGUAGAACUGGGCAGUCCUCCUUCAGCUCAUGAUCUACAUGCUGGAUUGACCCGUUUUAUGCCCAAGACGUCUCAUUUCAUUCCUCAUAUGAUGCAAAGUUCUCCAAGUCGUUUGGGACAGCAACCUGUUCAACGGUACAAUCAUAGGAGGACUACUGCAGCUAGGGGUAAUGAGUGGAACCACAUGUCCAUCGACCUCCCUCCUUCAAACCAUAACUCUGGGGGCCCACGUUCUCCGGGAAAUAGCUCAUUCAGCAAUGGCAUGCACUGGGGGCGCAGGGCCAAUCAUCCCGUCUCAAAUAUUCUGCCAGCAUCUCGUGGAAGAAAGGAUUAUGGAAGGAUUGCUUAAUGGCUUGAUUUUUUAUGGCGUGGGUUGUGUAUUGGGUGUUUGGCAAGAAAGUAGUGGACAGUUCACUUUCCUAGUGGGCUCAUGUGCAAAUGCUCAUCCUUACCAUGCUCAUUCAUUGUGCUUUGCAUAAAUAUAAACUGACAAGUACUGUUUGCUUGUCUUUCAGUCAAUUGUGAGCCAUUGCUAUUUGUUUGGAUAUGGUGUUUCAAUGCUCUUAAUCUCUUCUUUCAUUUCCCAAAUGCCUGUUUCCGUAUUGUUAUUGCUAAAUUUACUAAUGCUGAGUUGCUGUUUCGCUUAUAACUUGCAUAUCUGUUUAAAGGAAUCUAACAGCAUUAUUGGAGGAUAUGCUGCGGCUGCUGGAAAGAACUCAACAAGAACUUGAAAUCUGACAUGUUUCCAGAGGGAUGUUUUGGCCUUCUACUUACGUUAAAGGGGUAAACUGAAUCGCUUUCCUUUGAGGUAUAUGCAGGGUUUCAGGGGUAGAAUGGAGUCUGUGCAUUUACUCGAGAUUAGCUUAACCAAAUUUGGUCCCUUUUUUAACAUCAUACGUGCUUCCUGAUUAACUUAACAUUAAGGUAAUGUUGGCAAUCAGUCGUUAAUAUACGAUGAUUAUUUUUGGUGUUGGUGGAAGAAAAUGGUUAGAAAGAAAUGGUCCAGUUCUUUUGUUCAAAAAAGUGACUAGCUUGUAUGAUGAGCUCCUUUUUCCCUUAAAUUUUUUUUCUUCUUUCUGAAUUUCCUUAUUUUCGGAAGAAAUUGUUGUAAAUUGUACGGUGGUGUGGUGUUAUUAACACGCUCGAAUGCCCAUUUUCC